Molecule: messenger RNA, 1128 nt
Organism: Girardinichthys multiradiatus
Lineage: Eukaryota; Metazoa; Chordata; Actinopteri; Cyprinodontiformes; Goodeidae
Gene: rgcc
Product: regulator of cell cycle
Exons: 5
Coding region: 136-507 (123 amino acids)
Biological process (GO): regulation of cell cycle
Source: RefSeq, a predicted model, not a curated record
UUAAAAGCGCCAGUCCUCAGCCUGGAAGGUUACUUCAAGACCUUCAGUGCUCCUUGCUGGGACAGACUGGGAUAUUUUAUCCUACGGACACUUUUAGGAAGUUACCUGAUCUUCUCUGACUCGACUGCUGGCGUCAUGACGACGAAGCUGACACCUCGAGCAAAGUUCGUCAAGGAGGAGGACCUGAACGACGUCCUGUGCGAGUUCGACGCGGUGAUCGAAGACUUCACGUCGCCCGUGGAGAAGCGACACUUCAGGUACGACGAGCACCUGAAGACGAUGAAGAGGCGAAGCAGCGUCAGCGACAGCGGCAUCAGCGACACGGACAGUGCCGAUUCGCUCAACAGGUAUAGCUUCAGCUUCAGUGAUGAGAGGCUGAACUCCCCCAUCGUGCACUCCCCCGCUACAACCUCUCCACCUCUGAUGUCACCCAAACCCAAACUGGGUGACACCAAGGAGCUGGAGGACUUCAUCGCCGACCUCGACCGGACAUUAGAGAGGAUGUGACCCAGGAGCUCUCUGUCAUCUUGGAGUGUAGCCAUAACGGAAGGAGGAAGUGGAUUUCUAGACCAUCACUGAGCAGUUAAAAACACCUGCCACCACAAACAGAAAAAGCCACCAAACAGGAUGCAGCUGGAUGGAGCACCAACUGGCACAGUGCUCCGCUGUGGCAUUAGGUCCAACCUGAGCCCCUAAAGUCUGCUGCAUCCAGUCCACACACAGUUUCUGGACCCUAAAAGCUACAAGGAGGGUCCCAAUCACCUCUGAUUUCAUUAGAAUAGGAACUAAAAAGUUAGAGUUUAGAUCUCUAAAAUUAUCCUGAUGGACCCAGGCUCCGCUCUCAUCCAGAACUAGAGCUGCAAGAGGAUUUAAAAACGGCUUUUUAUAACAGAAAAAUAUUUGUAAUUUUAUAAAGCUUUUUGAUGUAAAUUUAUGAUUCUUAUUGUGAAAUAUAUUUUUGUAUCUUAUGUAUAUAAUGUUUCAGAUUCUAUAUGUGCUGACUGGACAGAUUAAGAUUAGGCUCACAUUGACUGGAGUGAAGGAGAUUCAUGUGAAUGGAAAACUGGAAAGCAACGUCUGUAUUUAGUACAGCUAAUAUUCAACUAUAAAAUAUUAUUAAUUUAGUUA